AGGACAAUUCCAGGAAUUUUCCUAUUUAGAAGGUUGAUUUUAACAAAAUAAAUGUAUUCAUAGCUCUAAUAAAUUAUUUACCAAUAUCGCAAAUGAAACUGUAACCAUGAAUCAGGACAAGGUGGCUCUCUUGUCCAACCAAGAAGAUGAAAGACUAAGAAAUAGAGAUAAGAGCAGAUUCGGAGUUACAUUUAUACUAUGUUCUAUGCCCCUCAUAGAUGCCUUGUUUUUGAUAUUCUGUUUUACAAGGAAAAGAUUCGGGAAUUUUUUCACUUUCGUAAACACAGUUUUCCUGGUUUAUGUCGGCAUACUAAUCGCAACCACGAUUUUAGGUUAUUAUGGGAUUUACAAGAAAAACUACCUCGCUCUCAGGUCCUCAAUUAGUAUGUUCACAGCUCAGAAUCUGAUUAUCUUGGCAAUUUGUGGAAUAUUUUUAAUACUGUUUGUGACUCGACCGGGACUUUUGAGUGAUCAUCAUGCCAACCCUGUUCUGAUAUACUUCGAAAAGCAUCGCAUCUUGGGGGUACUUUUUAUCGUGUUCAUCAUCCUCUUGAGAAUUGCAAACUUGCUCCUGACUUGGUAUUCUGGCGAACUUGAGUCUUCAUUUGAGGUUCUAAACCGUUUAAAAUACGUUAAAGAUGGUCUGGAUUCAUAUUCGAAUAAUGAUCAAUUCCCUAUAGAUAUCAAGGACGAAUUUGGGCAUAUUUAACUUUACCUAUGAUUAAAGUGUAAGUUAGAUAAUAUUAUAUUAAUUUAAUAUGUUUAAAAUAA
Theileria parva strain Muguga is the source of this 771-nucleotide messenger RNA. Its product is annotated as putative integral membrane protein. The record is from RefSeq and is a predicted model, not a curated record. Lineage: Eukaryota; Apicomplexa; Aconoidasida; Piroplasmida; Theileriidae. The transcript is spliced from 2 exons. Bases 107 to 709 code for a protein of 200 amino acids.